Molecule: messenger RNA, 4785 nt
Organism: Cylindrotheca closterium
Lineage: Eukaryota; Bacillariophyta; Bacillariophyceae; Bacillariales; Bacillariaceae
Source: the annotation of a GenBank genome assembly
AUGGAUGGAUCAGUGCAGAAUAACCGGAUGGAGUACGCCUCAUUAGCGGAUGCUGAUAAAAAUGGAACUCUCCGACAGAGGGUGAAGGUGCCAGAGAAUAUUGUUCACGCUGAUCUUGAGUCGGACGAGAAUAUGGAGAAGUCCAACAUGAAGCAGAAUAGAGGCGAUACGAAUGAUGAAUAUGCUGCAGACGAGAACGACAUCCGAACUCUGCCUAGGAAUACCUUUUCAUUUUUAAUUAUUGCAAGAUACCCCUUUUGUGAAAAGGCUCGACCUGACAAUAAUGACGACCGGACAAGCAUCGUUCAGAACCGGCGAAAGAAAAAACAUCGAGACUAUUUGUGCAUACCAUUUUGGAUUUCGUUGGGCAUCUUGGUUCUGCAAAUCACAAUUUAUACCCUGGCAUUGCUGAAUGCAACUGACUUUGGUGAUGACAAUCCUUUCAAUUUUCCCAUUGAUGUUGACCCGUCCACAAGGGCUGCCGAGUUGUUCGCAGUCAUGAUUACGGUGUAUACCGAAAACAACUUGUUCCAAGGAGUUGAUCUCUUUGUACAGAGUUUCGAUACCCUUGUAGAAACUCCUGGUGUGACUUUCUACAAGUACUAUAUGACGGCCACCGCUGCUGUCCUCGUUGGCUUGUACGGAAUCUUUGUUACUUUCAUUAUUAUCAUGCAAGCAGAAAGUGUUGUGGAUCUCCUAUUGGACUUUACUGCGAUGGAGUUUGUCGCGGCGUUGGACGACGCCAGCUAUGUUCUUUCCAUCGGGGGGUUCUUGGGAUCACAUAUGAAGCUUACUGCCAGGGUUGUGAAGGACUCGAAGUAUGCCUCAAAAGACAAGCGCAAAUGGUUGAGAAAGUGGCCUCUGUUCGUUCUCUUUGCAGCUGUGAUGACAUGCUACGUCAUCGUCCGGGUGAAUCAAGGAAAUCGAACCUAUGGGGACAAUGAAAUCUAUGUUCAGUUUCACGAUGAAGUCCAUCCUUGGUUAAGUACACUUUCAGGGGUAUACAUUGGAUGCAACUUGCCAUCAUCAGAUCACGCAAGUAUUAUCAGAGGAAAAGAUCACGAUCUUGGCCGAACUAUGUAUACAAAGCUUUCUGUCGCAGAGUGCGAGAGAAACUGGAAGGCGGAGCAUGGUGCAUUCUUCUAUUGCGAUGAGAAGCAUUGGGUAUUUGCAGUCGGCGAAAACAAGAUGGAUCCAUGUAACAAGUGGAUAAUGCAGUCGAUCAAGCCAAAGCCAAGUAAUACAGAUGAGUAUGAUAUCCUGAGCCAUUCCACGGAAGUAUGGCUUGCAAAAGACCCAGAGAGAACAUUUGGUACUGGCGUUGUUGAGCAGAUUCAGUUCUUGGCUGGUUUUCAAUCUUCACAGAAUGCCGGUCGGAACUGUAGCGUGCUCGCAUCAACUGGAAAUGUCUUCUCGUAUCCAUUCUAUGCAAGGCUUGAAGAGAGUCAGCAAGAAAAGUCUUUCGCGAGUGAACGUCCUGUGUAUUUUGCCGGUGACGAUACGGAUGGCGAAUACAUCUUCCACACUGGAAGGAGGUGGGUCGUAGUGAAAGCAAAUCAGAUCCCAAGCUGCGUUCGCAACUGCAACACAGCAGAGAAUUGUUGCAAGCUGGAUCCCUACUCCGGAAACUACACCGUCAGCUUCAUCAGUGACCCAAUGGAUCUUCGAACACUUGGCGACACAUGGAUUCCCACCGCGGAACUCAUCUGGUAUAAGGCGACAGGAGAUACUGGCAAUUCAUCGAAGCCAAUUGUUGAAAGGCAAAGUCUUGUAGAUCAAAUUGAUGUGAUCGAAGCACUUUCUUCCGUUGGAUCCUUCCCAAACAGAGAAGAAGAGGAGAGGCUGAUUGACUUACAUCUACAGUCUGCAAGGCUUUCGUGCUUGUGUGAUAGUGGAGACCUUGAAUGCGAGAAAAACGUUGCUUGUGGUGCUGACGAAACGACGGUCUGGAUUGACUUGCAAACAGAUAGCCGGCCUCAAGAUACAUACUUUAUUGUCAUGGGAAACGAGACAUGGGGUACUAUUCAAGAGGAAGCAGCAACCAGCUAUGAUUUUUCAUCUGUACGCCAAUUGGCCAGCAGUGAAAAUUUUGGAAUCACUCCGCUGAAUGAUACUGGAUACUUCGAUUGGCAAGACGUACGGGAAACUGGUUUUGCUGCGAAAGCAAACUACCAAUUCACUACUUGCUUGCCAAAGAACAAAUGUGGAAUUAUCUAUGCUGAAGAUACAGCUGGGAACGGUAUUACAUUUCCAGGCAGGUUCAAUGUAUUCUUGAAUACCAGAAAGGUGGAACGAGAUCGAGGAGGCCGAAAGUGUGUAUACGAUCUGUGCCAAGAAUCAGCCACUUGCUCUGACUCCUCCCUACGCAAGGAACUAUUCAAUCCAGAAAUCAGUUGCACAGACGAAUCGGUGCCUCUUGCCUUUCAGUUUUUCAAGGACACGUCUUUCAGCCUCUCGAACACGUCGCAAUGGCUUAGUAAUGCAGAAGGAGAGGAACUUUAUGGUUCUGGGCCCGUCGAAUGGGGAUCGUUGUUUUUUGAUGCUCAGCGACAGAUAUGGAACAAUUUCGAUUUUGUCGAUUUCGACGCAGAGAUAAUUUUUUCACCCAUCCGAACAGCAACUUGUCUGCCAAAAUCCAGUUGUGCUAUAGUAGCUUUCGACAUUCUGGAUGUGCCAUUUGAGAGUCUCACUUCUGAAGACACGGGGUUUCCAUUCGAAUUUCCGAGCAUUGUCUACAAUGGGAUAGCACUUGAGCCAGACGAAGUAGAUCCCACUUUCAAUCAUUGCGUUUAUCAGUUCGGGGAUCCUUGUGCAACGGAAGUCAUUUGCUCAGACACCGCGAUCCCGCGGCCAUACACCACCGAGAGCAACUGCGCGGAGGGCCAAAAGGCUUUGGCCAUAGAAGUAGUGACAGAUAUGUUUGGUGCCGAGACAAGUCUUGUUAUGACCGACUUGGAUACGUGGAGGAAUGGUCAACUCACGGGCUUCACGCCAUUGCUUGAGACAGGAACCUUUGAUUGGGGCUUUCUUCGGUGGAAUGCCCCUUUUGUUGAAGAAUCGGUGUCAUAUACCUUUGAUAGUUGUGUGCCCGACGACCAAUGCUGGGUGGUACUUCUUGGAGAUGCAUUCCGCGAUGGCAUUGUAAAUGGAGGGAUGACUUUAGUCUACGAUAAUGCGGACAUAUUAUUUGGGCCCCUAGGAGAUGCUUUCACGACAUGUGUGUUCCAGUUUGGAGAUUGCGAGGCAAAACUUGACUGUUACGAUAUCGAAAAUCCACUUCCUCCUUACAAUCCUGAAAUUGAGUGUCAGAGCGGAAAACCACUCGCUUUCGAACUUAGGGCAGACUGCUGCUCUUCCGGUGAUAAUGCUAUUGUUGUGACUGAUUCGGAUUCUUGGAAUCAAGGGCUUGCAAGCACUUUCCCAUUUGUAGACGCACAGGGAUUUUUCAAUUGGGGAAGCUUUAAUAUCUUUGCCUUUGAAAACAACGUAUCCAAUCGCUUCCAAACGUGUGUUCCAGAUGAAGUUUGUGCAAUAGUCGCAAUCAAUGACAGCUUUGGAGACGGCUUUGUUGGUCUAGGAGGACUUACUGUUGUAUACGACAACACUGAGACAAUGCUUGGACCCCAAGUCGACGAUCAGUUCACAGAUUGCGUGUUUCAGAUUGGGGCUUGUGAGACACAAUUCUUCUGCGAAAAUAGUAAUACCCCGCUUCCUACGUCUCCCCCGUCUCCCCCGACUACCCGGCCUCCAGCUUUCAAUCCAGAUAUCAAUUGCCCAGGUGGAAAAUCACUGGCUUUCGAGUUCUAUUCGGAUACUACAGUAGCAGUGCAUACAAUAACUGUGGCCGAUUUCUAUUCUUGGAGGCGAGGGAUCUUAUCGAAUGCAGCAUCGCCCAAUGACUUUGGUUACUUUGAAUGGGAUUCAGUUGAGAUCUCGAACUUUGAGAGUGGUACAAUUUAUCAGUAUAGCACUUGUGUCCCAGAUACAGUGUGUGGAAUUGUUGCGUUGGAAGAUAACUUCGGCGAUGGUUUUGACUCCAACGAUUGGUUCACCGUCUACUAUGAUCGAGAGGAGAUACUCGCCGCUUUCGCUACCGAAAGCUUCCGAACCUGUCAGUAUCAGUUUGGAUCUUCAUGUGGGCAGCAAGGGUCCUGUACUGCAUCACUCCCGCCACCUUACAACCCCGAGAUGGAAUGUUUCAAUGGAACAUCACUGGCCCUUGACUUCCAUUCGGACUUUUUUCCUUCUGAUAAUGAUCUUCUUGUGACAGAUUGGGACUCGUGGGUUCAAGACACAUGGGCAAAUUCAUCAUCAUCAAUAUUGAACCAGACUGGGUUCUUUGAAUGGGGUACCGUUCAGAUUUCCGGCUUCGAUCCUUCAAGCUCGCAUCAUUUCAGGACCUGCGUUCCUUCGGAGGUCUGCGGAGUGGUUGUGCUGAGAGACAGUAUAGGAGAUGGUAUCUUUAGCGACGAAGGACUCCGGGUUGUCUUCGAUGAAGAAGAAAUACCCAUGUUUUGGAAUCCAGGCGGCAGGUUCAGCUUCUGCGAGUUUCAGUUCGGUUCAUGUGGUCAGGGAGCUUACUGUACCAGUGAUCCGACCCUGGCUCCAUCCCCAUUCGAGCCUAACGGGGAUGAUGGUGCAGUACAAGAUGACGGCAUCGUAGGGGAUGGUGUAGUACCGCAAGAUGAUGGCGUUGCAGAAGGUGAUGAUGCUGCACGUGUCGUAGACGAUGAUGCUGUACGAGUUCUAGACGAUGAUGUAGUAGAAGAUGCCGGUGCAGUAUAA